Molecule: messenger RNA, 3344 nt
Organism: Hyla sarda
Lineage: Eukaryota; Metazoa; Chordata; Amphibia; Anura; Hylidae
Gene: INTS8
Product: integrator complex subunit 8
Exons: 28
Coding region: 147-3173 (1008 amino acids)
Biological process (GO): snRNA 3'-end processing
Cellular component (GO): integrator complex
Source: RefSeq, a predicted model, not a curated record
UUGAAGCCUGGAAACGUUACGUCAUCGUCGUGCGCCGAUGUUGUGAUCACGUGAGCGCCCGCGACGUCAUCGUGAAGGCGACCAGCUGGCUUUAUCAAGCCGGUGAUAGUUUCGUUGUGUUGUCGGUAGAAGAUAUCACUGACCAAAUGAAAAAGAAAAAUGCAGCAAGCGAGAAGGUGCAGGCGAAGAAGAUGAGCGCAGAGGCGGCAGACAGAGAAGCGGCCACGUCCAGUCGGCCACGUACCCCGCCACAGACGUCUUGGUUUGAAUUCUUGCUGGAUAUCUCUUUAUUGGAGUCUCACUUGCUGAAGAACUGUCCAGAUCCUUCUCCUGUUCAGCUGAUCAUCCAGUUCCUGGAGCAAGCUUCCAAACCUACUGUGAAUGAACAGAAUCAGGUGCAGCCCCCCACUGACAACAAAAGAAAUCGGACGCUAAAGCUUUUGGCUUUAAAAGUGGCUGCUCACCUAAAAUGGGAUUUAGAUGUACUAGAGAAGAGUUUAUCUGUUCCUGUCCUCAAUAUGCUGCUGAAUGAGCUGCUAUGUGUGAGCAAAGUACCGCAAGGAACAAAGCAUAUAGACCUGGACCUCGGGAGCCUGCCUCCAACCACAGCUAUGGCUGUAGUGCUGUACAACAGAUGGGCCAUCAGGACCAUUGUGCAGAGCAGCUUUCCUGUGAAACCAGUUAAACAGGGUCCACUACAGCCCAAUGUAAUGAAUCAAAUCCAACAAGAAAAGGAACUCACUGAAAAUAUACUGAAGGUGCUGAAGGAACAGGCUGAGGACUCGAUCGCCGUGCUGGAGGAAACCAUUAAACUUAGGAAAGCCUUCUAUGUUCAUACUGUAAGGACCUUGGACCUGUUGGCAGCUGAACCUGGUGUUGUGAACGGUGAAACAGAGAAUUCUACUGCUGGGUUAAUGAUCAGUUCUGAGGAAGUACAAUGCCAGAUUUGUUAUGACCUUGGAGCUUUUUACUUCCAACAAGGACCUACAAACCUUCUGAAUUAUGAAAAGGCUAGAGACCACUUCUUUAACAUCAAGCAGCUGGUUAUUAAGAUCGGCGCUGUUUCUGCCCAUUGCUCUAUUGAUGAGAAGAGACUGGCUGGGUAUUACCAAGCUUGCAGCGUUCUUGUCCCUUCAAAUAUGGCUGCCGUGCAGUCCUCAACAUAUGGCCAAAUCCAUAAAUUCAUGAGGUCUGGAAACUAUCAGGGUGUACUGAAUAUCUUCUAUGAAGAUAAUUUCAAUGGUAAUUUACCUGAACAAUUCAGACAGUCUGUGCUGAGAGAGCUCUUCCAGAAAGUGCAGCAAGGCAACGAUAGUCUGACUGAAGUCUGCUAUAAAGUCUGCGCUUGUAACACCGUCCAUGACAUUCUCCGGGGUCGGAGCGUCACUGUCCAGUUUCACCAGCUCUUCAGGAAGCCAAGCAAAGAAAAAAUAGAUUAUCUUCUUGAGGUUUGUUCCAGGUCUAUGAAGGUAGAUGAAGCUUCAGAGUUUGAAAGGCGAAAUGUGGCAUCAUUUUUAAAAAACCUGUGCAUGGGACUAGAAGACUUACAGCUGGUGUUCAUGAUUUCUUCCCAUGACUUGUUCAUGAAGCUCCUUACGGACGAUGAGAGAAAGAUGCUUGUGGAUCAGAUCAGACAGCGAACGUCCCAUACUAAUCUCUGUACCAAGCCUGUGACUUCAUUCUAUGAUAUACCAACAUCUGCGAGUGUAAACAUUGGUCAACUAGAACACCAGCUUAUCCUCACCGUGGACCCCUGGAGAAUUAGACAGAUCCUCAUAGAGCUGCAUGGGAUGACCUCCGACAGCCAGUUCUGGACAGUGUCCAGCAAGUGGGAAGCACCAACUAUAUACAGUGGAAUAAUCCUGGGAAUUAAAGACAGUCUGACCAGGGACCUGGUGUACAUCCUGCUGGCCAAAGGCUUACACUGCAGUGCCAUUAAGGACUUCCUCCAUGCCAAGCAGUUACUGGCUGCCUGUCUGGAGCUGGUGACUGAGUUUUCUCCUAAGCUUCGCCAAGUGAUGCUCAAUGAGAUGCUGCUGUUGGAUAUCUACAGCCAUGAGGCCGGGCCUGGUAUGAACGGGGAUCGCCCUCCUCCAGAACUGAUCAGCAGAGUACGGGGAUACCUGGAGAUGAGAAUUCCUGACAUCCCCCUCAGACAAGUAGUGGCAGAGGAAUGUGUUGCCUUCUUGCUGAAUUGGAGAGAGAAUGAAUACCUAACCCUACAGGCACCUUCAUCCUUGGUACAAAAUAAUCCCUAUGUGAAGCUGGGACAGCUUUUGGCAGCCACGUGCAAAGAGCUAUCUGGACCAGACAGCAGGAGGACGGCCAAAGACCUCUGGGAGGUGGUGGUACAGAUAUGCAGCAUCUCCAACCAGCACAAGCGGAGCAGUGAUGGCAGGAUCAGCCUGAUAAAGAACAGGGACUCCACAAUGGGGAUUAUGUACCGGAGUGAACUUCUGUCUUUCAUAAAGAAAUUACGUGAGCCACUGGUGUUGACAACGUUGCUGUCCCUGUUUGUUAAGCUGCACAAUCUUCGGGAGGACAUUGUGAACGAUAUCACUGCCGAGCACAUGUCUAUCUGGCCAGCAAAUAUUCCAAAUCUUCAGUCUGUUGACUUUGAUGCUGUUGCUGUCACAGUAAAAGAGCUUGUGAACUACACUUUGAAGAUCAAUGCCAACAACCACUCGUGGCUCAUCAUCCAGGCAGACAUUUACUUCGCGACCAAUCAGUAUUCUGCCGCGCUGAACUACUAUCUGCAGGCGGGGGCCGUGUCCUCUGAUUUCUUCACCAAGCCCGUUCCCCCCGAUGUGUACACAGACCAGGUGAUAAAGAGGAUGAUAAAAUGCUGCUCCUUUCUGAACUGCCACACACAGGUGGCCAUACUCUGCCAGUUCCUUAGAGAAGUGGAUUAUAAGACGGCAUUUAAAGCUCUGCAAGAACAAAAUAGCCAUGAUGCAAUGGAUUCCUACUAUGAAUACAUAUGGGAUGUGACUAUACUGGAGUAUUUGACACACUUGCAUCAUAAAAGAGGAGAAAUUGAUAGGCGACAAAUAGCGAUAAAAGCCAUAGGGCAACCUGAGCUCAAUUCCAGUAACCCCGAGGAGGUCCUGCAGCUGGCCGCCCAGAGGCGCAAGAAGUCUUUUCUCCAAGCAAUGGGAAAGCUGUACUUCUGAGUCUGUAAAUAACUUUUUGGUCCGAAACGACAUAAAUAGCAACUGUUUUAUUUUAUACAUAUUUACACACUUUUUUUGUACAGACAUCUGAUGGAAAAUAUACAAAUUCAUAACGUAUUUACAAGUGUACAUGUUAUUCCCAGAAGACAGUGGUGCGAGAACAGGAUAUAU